Messenger RNA from Spodoptera litura, 1286 nucleotides. RefSeq names its product lewis-type alpha-(1,3)-fucosyltransferase. Gene Ontology annotation, molecular function: fucosyltransferase activity. NCBI's taxonomy places the organism in Eukaryota, Metazoa, Arthropoda, Insecta, Lepidoptera, Noctuidae. The record is from RefSeq and is a predicted model, not a curated record. Gene Ontology annotation, cellular component: membrane.
CACAAAUGAGGGACAAAAAGGAUAAAGCCAUGUACAACACCUACCACAUAAAAGACAUGAUGUUCGUGAGCAAUUGUAAGAAGAAUUUUCUGAAGAUUACAGUAUGUUGUGUGUUUGGAGUAGUGGGGUUAGUAGUCAUGAUUCUUCCACAUGUGCUAAUGUCCAGCCAAGUUGUCCACCACCGACGCCACACGAGGUACGCCACAGACUUAAAAUACAUACUCUUUUGGAGUCACAAAAAACAUAAAAGUUCAAUCCCAACACUCAGCAGACUAACAGAAUUUCAGUCUGGACAGAGAACCUUUAUUGACCAGAAAUGUCGAUAUAUAAAUUGCUAUAUUACUUAUAAUAAGGACAUAUUAAAGAAUGAUGAAGAUUUUGAUGCCGUAGUCUUUGAUUUGAACACUGUUGCUAAAAUGGAUGUAAAUUUCCUCAACCUGACUCGGUCCCCAGACCAGCUGUACAUAUUCAGGUCAUUAGAAACAUCAGAUAAGUAUCCGCUGUGUGAGCAUGAUUUGGAACACUUCUUCAACUGGACCUGGACUUACAAGUUGACGUCCGAUAUACCGCAACCAUUUUUAUCCAUCUAUAAUUCUGUGAAUCGUACAAUUAUAGGUCCGACUAUAAAUAUGCAAUGGACGACUACAGUAAAAAAGACACGAAAAUAUGCAAAUAAAAUCAGACAGAAGAAGAGAGCAGUAGCAUGGAUUCUCACUAAAUGUAAACUAAAAUCAAGACAUGAAGAUUUUAUAAGGGAGUUUAGAUAUGAAUUGUCCGGAUACAAUUAUACGUUGGACAUUUACGGCCCCUGUAGUGCAAAGAAGUGUCCCGGGGGUAGUGCGUUAAAAUGUUACAAAAUGGUGGAGAAGGAAUACUUCUUUCAAAUUGUUGUAGAAGAAUAUUUGACAGAAGACUAUGUAACUGAGGUGAUGGUGGGCGCGAUGUUACACCUGGCGAUACCUAUUGUUCUUGGACCAAGUGAUUAUUCGAACUUCCUACCUCCUGGCUCCUACAUAAAUGCCCAAUCGUUUAGCAUGCCAAAACUUGGAGCUCUCGUCGACUACCUAAUAAGAAAUCCGGACAUGUAUGAAUAUUUCUUUGAUUGGAAAAAGUACUACUAUUACAAAGUUCGUCCAAGGUCACAUGUAUGUGAUCUUUGCCAGAAACUAAACGAGUUUAAUGGGACUUCGGUUACCAGACGUCAUUUCCGACACUGGUGGGACCCAGACUAUAAAGAUGAAUGCCAAAGAUUGCGAUUGUUCAAAUUGUUCAAUACUGAAACUUAA